GGGCAGACAGCACCAGCAGAUGAACACGUUUUGGAGCCGGUGACGUCUGCUCCGGCAUCGCCGAGGGAAGAAAACAGGCGGCAGAGCGUGAGUCCGGCCCUGCGGAGCAGAGCUGGCUCCCGGCCGGCUCGGGCAUCGUGCCCGCCAUGCCUGACCCGGGCCGGCCGGUGGGGCCGCGGUGGGCCGGGGGGCUCUGCUGAGCCCCGGCCAUGGGGCCGUGGCGGUGGUCGCUGCUCUGGUGCUUACACGUGGCUCUGGUCCGCGGCACCGUCCUCGCGGGGGGCCGGAACUCGCAAGAAAGACCCCCGCGGCCGGCGGGAUGGUCCCCGGCCCCGUCAUCCUCCUGGGCACCCACGCCGGAGCCGGGAUCGUCGAGGGACCCCGAGGGCUCGGCGGCGGCGUUGGCUUUCCUGCAGACGGGCGAUGCGCAGAGGCUGGCCCGGGCCAACUGCAGCCGGGGCGUCGCGGCGGGGGCAGCCGGUCCCGGCCCCCCCCCGGCGCUACGUUCCGCCUUGCGUGCCGCCCCCGAGGCUCUGGCCCACGCGGCCAAUUUCCUCAACAUGCUCUUCCAGACCAACGACAUCCGCGAAGCCAGCGUGGCCGAGGACGUGGAGUGGUACCAGGCGCUGGUCCGCAGCCUGGCAGAGGGGCACCCGUGGGUGCGCCGGGCGGUCCUCGCCCUCGACGCCCACCCGCUGGCCGCCAAGCCCCGGCUGAUGCUGCAGGCUACCAAAGGGGACGGUGAGAUCCUGCUGCAGGACGUCUCCGCCACCGCUCCCAGCCUCGGAAACCUCAGCUGGGACAACGAGUGGUUCGACUCCUUCAAGUCCCAGCGGAACCCUCUCCUCCGCAAGCGGGUGCUCAGCAAUGACCUGCGCAGCAUGGAGACCCCCAAGUGGCAGCGGGGCGAUAGCUACGUGGGGGAGCCCAGCCACGUGCGGUGGUCCCCCCCGUUCCUCGAGUGCCGGGACGGCAGGUUCCUGCCCGCCUGGGCGGUCACGCUCUCCUCCGCUUUCUAUGGGCUCAAGCCAGACCUUAGCCCUGAGUUCAAGGGCGUCGUGCGGGUGGAUGUUGAGCUGCGGGACGUGACCAUCGACCAGUGCGCCAGCGGGCCGGGCUGGUUCACGGACACGCACCGCUGCGACCUCAACAGCACCCAGUGUGUCCCCCAGGAGAGCCGCGGCUUCGUCCUCGGGAGGUACUUGUGCCGGUGCAAGCCGGGCUUUUACGCGGCCGGCGGAGCUGCCAGCGGUGCCCGGGCAGGUGGCGCGGCGGGGGCGGACGGGGGGUCCCGGCUGGCGUGCCGGCCCUGCCGCCAGGGAUGCACCACCUGCGAGGACGACAUGCCCUGCCUGAUCCAGGAGGACCGGGCGCUGCGGGCAGCCAUCCUCUCCUGCCAAGCCUGCUGCAUGCUGGCCGUCUUCCUCAGCAUGCUCGUCUCCUACCACUUCAGACGGAGCAAGAGGAUCCGGGCGUCGGGAGUUGUCCUCUUGGAGAUGAUCCUCUUCGGGUCCCUCCUCCUCUACUUCCCCGUGUUCAUCCUGUACUUCAAGCCGAGCAUCUUCCGCUGCAUCGUCCUGCGCUGGGUGCGCACGCUCGGCUUCGCCAUCGUCUACGGCACCAUCACCCUCAAGCUGUACAGGGUGCUGAAGGUGUUCCUGUCCCGCACGGCCCAGCGGGUGCCCUACGUGUCGAGCCAGCGGGUGCUGAAGAUGCUGGGGCUGAUCCUGCUCCUGGUGCUGUGGUUCCUGGCAGCCUGGACCAUCGGGAUGCUGGAGAACGUCGACAAGAACAUCCCGCUGGUGAUCCGCACGCAGACCGCCCGCGGGCUCCACUUCUACAUCUGCGGCCACGACCGCUGGGACUACAUGAUGGUGAUCGCCGAAAUGCUGUUUCUGCUCUGGGGCAGCUUCCUGUGCUACGCCACGCGCACCGUGCCCUCCGCCUUCCACGAGCCCCGCUACAUGGGGAUCGCGCUCCACAACGAGCUCAUGAUCUCGGCCACCUUCCACGUGGUCAGGUUCAUCGUGGUCCCAUCGCUGCACCCCGACUGGACCCUGCUGCUCUUCUUCGCUCACACCCACAGCACCAUCACCAUGACCCUGGCGCUGGUCUUCAUCCCGAAGUUCCUGCACGCCGGCUCGCUGCUGCGGGAGGAGAUCGCGGCCGAGGUCUACGAGGACGAGCUGGACCUGCGGCGCUCGGGCUCCUGCUUGAACAGCAGCAUCGCGUCCGCCUGGAGCGAGCACAGUCUUGACCCCGAUGACAUUCGGGAGGAGCUGAAGAAGCUUUACUCCCAGCUGGAGGUGCACAAGAGGCGGAAGAUGGCAGCCAACAACCCCCACCUCCCCAAGAAGCGCAGCUCCCGCCGCAGCUUGGGCCGCUCCAUCGCGCGCCGCGUCGCCGAGCUGCCCGAGGCCGCGGCACGCCGCAGCAGCGGAGGGGAGCGGGUGGGCACCCCGGCACGCCGCGGUUCCUCGGCCAAGCGGCUCCCCGACGCCGGCGGUGCCAGCCUGCGGAUGCGGGAUGACGGUUCCCGGCGCCGUGCCGCAGCCCCGCGCAAGUCCCGCAGCACCGAGGGUCCUGCGCGGGAGUCCCGGGAAGGCUCGACCAUUCCCGGUCCCCCCAGGGAGCCCACGCCGGGGAGGAAGACGAUGGCGGCGACGACCUUGGAGCAAUCCGACAGCGAGUCCCUCGAUGCCGCCCCACUCGUGUGCAAGUCAGCCAGCGCCCACAACCUGGCGGGGCACGGGCAGCAGCCCCCCUCGCCCCGCGCAGCCCCUUUGCAGAAGUCGCUCAGCGUCGUCACCGGUGCACGGGAAGAGGCCCUGCUCGCCGCCAGCCGAGCUGCGCGGCAGGAGUGGUACGCCAACCGGCACCUCUCUGCCCCGUCCUCGGAGCACCCCCCGGGCCAGGGGGUCCCCAAGAAAGCCGAGAAGCCCCAAAUUCCCGGUGCGGCUGAUGCCCUCCUGCUAGCCAGCUCCAGCCCCGCCGAGGGAUGCCCCCAGAAGGACACGACCACCCCGGGCGAUGGCAAGGUGCAGAAGCAUGUCACCUAUGCGCCCAUCAAGGGCAUCAGCGUCGACAGCUCCCACCUCCCGGGGCGGGUGCGGGUGGCGGUGAGGAGGACCCCACCGCCACCCCCUGUCCGCUACCAGAGCCUGGGGCAGCACGCCGCACCGGCCGGUGACAGCCCGGAGCCAGCGGAGCUGCCGGUGGAUUCCCGGGCACGGGCAGGAGAGCCAGAGAGGACACCGGAGGGAUCUGCGGAGGAAAAGCUGGGGCGUGCGUCCCCCCCGGCGGGGAAGGGCAGGCUGCUGACCUCAGCCUCCAUCCCGGCACAGGUCUGCCCCUGGGAGCUGGUCCAGGAGGAGAUCCUGAGCCAGAAGCAAAAAGCUGCCGAAGCAGCAGACUCGGGGACCCCCGGUGACACAGCGGCCACCCCCUCCAGCCUCAAGCCAUUCUCCCAGAAGACCUCCCUCCGGGGCUUGGGGCUCGCCAUCAAAGCCUUCAAUCGCUCCAGGGGGAAAAGCAUCCUGAGGGGGAAGAGGGAGGGUGAGGGGAGCCUCAGGAAGAAGGGGCGCGAGUGGGAGGGGGGCAGCAGGAGGGAGAGGCCCAGCCUGGCAGAGAUGUCAGUUGUGUCCCUCGGGGGGAUUAGCCGAGACCCUGCUGCCAAAAGCCCCGAAUGGAGCAGGCAGAGGCCCGGCAGCGAGCCCACCGCCCGCCCGUGGCAGGGGGACGCGGUCCCCUGCCAGCACAACAACAAUGCCGGCACCACCUGGGAAGCUGCAGGCUGGGGGGACAGUGGGACAGAAGGACAGUGGGACAGCCCAGCUCCGGGGACAGGCGGUGGUGAGAAUCUGGCAGAGAAGCCCAGCGCUCUCCAGGGGGAUGGAGAUGCUGGUGGGGGCCCAGAGCCACCCUCAGGGGGGCACAAAGUCCCACUCGGUGUUGGCCGCCAAGAAGGAGCCGAACAUCCCCAGGAAACCCUGGCGGUGGCCGGCAGUGGGAAAACACAGAUAUGUCCCCAGCCAGGGGCCAAGGUUCCCGUGGCAGAGCCGGGAAAGGAUGCUCCUGCAGCCAUCGUGAGGUUGAUCGCACCAAAGGAACGGGGGGCCAGGCCAGCUGAAGGGCUUGAGGAGAGCAGCAGGUCCCUCCAUCCCCAGGACCGCACAGAGGUGGAGCAGCCACACGCAAAACCCAUCGCGAACAGCCCCCACCCGUCCACCACCGGUGUGCAGAGAGCGGCCGCUGAGAAGUUGAGGGCUGAGGUUUGUUCCCGGGAAGCCCCGGGCAUCCCAGCUGGAAAAGGAGCCUUGCUGCGUCAGGAGGCAGUUGCAUCCCAGGAGGAGAGAGGGGUCCCAAAGGGCGAGGAGAGCCCAGCCAAGGUGCUGGAGAAGGGGAGCAGCCAGCCUGAGCCCCUCAGUCCCGGGGGGAGCUGGGGCACUGAGAGGGUCCCCCCAAGGAGCCGGAGCACAGAAUUGGCCCCGGCUGCAGUAGGGAAAGCCAGCAGGGCAGCGGGCAGGCAGGCAGAGGUCGGUCCUGGGGAAACUCAGGCAGAUUCCAGGAUUAGAAUAGAAAUCUGCCCCUGGGAAGCGAGCGGGGGUGAGCACUGGGGGCCGGCCAGAGCCCCGGGGAAGGGCAGCAGUGAGGUGGAUGCUGGCCACCCCAGGGAAGAGCUGGGCAUAGAGAAACCACUAGCAAAAAGCCCAGAGCUGCUGAAGGUGGCUUUGGAGAAGUCAAGCAGUGUGGAGGGCAAGAGGGCUGAGGUUUGUCCGUGGGAGACCGGGGACGGGGGAAGGACUGUCAGAGCAGAAAUCUGCCCCUGGGACGUGGAGGGGGCUCAGCUGGAGAAAGAGAGGCAGGAAGGAGAGAGCAUCAGACCAAAAUCACUGGGUUUGCUGAGAGCACAGGAGAGCCGGAGCAGCCUGCAAGUGCCCAGCCAGCCCUGGGGCAGCACCAGCAGCGAAGAACCCCCAUCGAAACCUGCUCCCAAAAGCUCUGAGCUUUGCUUAGAAGGAACAGCCUUAUCCGAUGCAGGAAAAUUAGAUGAUGGUAAAAUUUCCCAAAUGAAGAAAGGGAUUUCCCCGCAGAGACUGGCCCUGAGGGGCACGGGAGAGACAGCUCUGGCUGCAGACAAGGGGAGCAGCCAGCGGGGAUCUUCCCACCCCGGGGAAGGUGUGGAGCAGCCUGGCACAGGGCUCACAGCAAAACGCCCAGCUCUGCCCAAAACAUCAGUGAAGCAAGCAGGAACCAUUGACAGCAAAAAGGCCAACAUUUGUCCAUGGGAAGUGGAAGAUGAGCCUCUUGCUAAAACAGAAAUCUGCCCUUGGGAAGAGCCCCCAGCUCCACUGGGGAAAGAGAGACCGAGUCAGGACACACAUGAGACUUCCAAAGGGAAAAACAAACCAGGAUCUGGAGGACUUGAAGAUAUCAAAGCAAAACUGGCAGAGAUGGGUGGCCACAGGUCAGAGCACAGGGACACCGGGAUCUUUGCAAAGCUUAUUAGGAAAAGCCUGGAGAAUUCAAAAGCUGAGUCCAAGAAAUCCCAGAGUGUGGAGAGCAUAAAGGAGGAGGUCUGUCCCUGGGAGAGCUUGGGCACAGAGCAGCUCCCAGAAAAACCCCGCGCUGGGAGCCCAGCGCUGCCCAAAUCGCCUUCAAAGAAAUCCCAGAGCGUGGAGAGCCUGAAGGCAGAGGUCUGUCCUUGGGAGGCUCAGGAGCUUGAAGCCACUGAUAAAGCAGAAAUCUGUCCCUGGGAGGCGGCUGCUCCACCAAGUACAGAGAAAUUAAGACAGGACAAAGAUGCUCUGUCCACAGCGAGCAAAAGCCCUUCUACAAGGCAAGGUCUCUGCAAAGAGAUUGGAGACAGCACGUCUGGAAAGAAGGAGAAAGCAAGCAGGGACCGUGAGUCUAUCUGUCCCUGGGAGACCCUGGGCACGGAGCAGCUCCCAGCAAAAUCCCACGCCGGGAGCCCAGCGCUGCCCAAAUCACCUUCAAAGAAAUCCCAGAGUGUGGAGAGCCUGAAGGCAGAGGUCUGUCCUUGGGAGGCUCAGGAGCUUGAAGCCACUGAUAAAGCAGAAAUCUGCCCCUGGGAGACGGCUGCUCCACCAUUAAGUAAAGAGAAAUUAAGACAGGACAAAGAUGCUCUGUCCACAGCGAGCAAAAGCCCUUCUACAAGGCAAGGUCUCUGCAAAGAGAUUGGAGACAGCACGUCUGGAAAGAAGGAGAAAGCAAGCAGGGACCGUGAGUCUAUCUGUCCCUGGGAGACCCUAGGCACAGAGCAGCUUGCAGAAAAAUCCCGCGCUGGGAUCCCAGCGCUGCCCAAAUCGCCUUCAAAGAAAUCCCAGAGCAUGGAGAGCCUGAAGGCAGAGGUCUGUCCUUGGGAGGCUCAGGAGCUUGAAGCCACUGAUAAAGCAGAAAUCUGCCCCUGGGAGGCGGCUGCACCUCUCCCCGAUCAAGCAAAGGCAAAGCUGGGUGCUGGGGGGGGUUCAAAGGGGGACAGGCGCAUCACGCGCCAGGCAGCGCUUGCCAGCCCGGUGAGAUCCCUGGAGAAGGGCAGCAGCGAGCGAGAGGCCGUGUGUCCCUGGGAGAGCUUGGGCACGGAGCAGCCCCCAGAAAAACCCCGCGCCGGGAGCCCAGCGCUGCCCAAAUCGCCUUCAAAGAAAUCCCAGAGCCUGGAGAGCCUGAAGGCAGAGGUCUGUCCUUGGGAGGCUCAGGAGGUUGAAGCCACUGAUAAAGCAGAAAUCUGCCCCUGGGAGGCAGCUGCUCCACCAUUAAGUAAAGAGAAAUCAAGACAGGACAAAGAUGCUCUGUCCACAGCGAGCAAAAGCCCUUCUACAAGUCAUGGUCUCUUUAAAGACAUUGUAGACAGCACGUCUGGAAAGAAGGAGAAAGCAAGCAGGGACCGUGAGUCCAUCUGUCCCUGGGAGACCCUGGGCACGGAGCAGCUCCCAGAAAAAUCCCGCACUGGGAGCCCAGCGCUGCCCAAAUCGCCUUCAAAGAAAUCCCAGAGCGUGGAGAGCCUGAAGGCAGAGGUCUGUCCUUGGGAGGCUCAGGAGCUUGAAGCCACUGAUAAAGCAGAAAUCUGCCCCUGGGAGACGGCUGCUCCACCAUUAAGUAAAGAGAAAUUAAGACAGGACAAAGAUGCUCUGUCCACAGCGAGCAAAAGCCCUCCUAGAAGUCAUGGUCUCUUGAAAGAGAUUGGAGACAGCACAUCUGGAAAGGAGGAGAAAGCAAGCAGGGACCAUGAGUCCAUUUGUCCCUGGGAGACCCUGGGCACGGAGCAGCUCCCAGCAAAAUCCCAUGCCGGGAGCCCAGCGCUGCCCAAAUCACCUUCAAAGAAAUCCCAGAGCGUGGAGAGCCUGAAGGCAGAGGUCUGUCCUUGGGAGGCUCAGGAGCUUGAAGCCACUGAUAAAGCAGAAAUCUGCCCCUGGGAGACGGCUGCUCCACCAUUAAGUAAAGAGAAAUUAAGACAGGACAAAGAUGCUCUGUCCACAGCGAGCAAAAGCCCUCCUAGAAGUCAUGGUCUCUUGAAAGAGAUUGUAGACAGCACGUCUGGAAAGAAGGAGAAAGCAAGCAGGGACCGUGAGUCUAUCUGUCCCUGGGAGACCCUGGGCACAGAGCAGCUCCCAGAAAAAUCCCGCGCUGGGAUCCCGGCGCUGCCCAAAUCGCCUUCAAAGAAAUCCCAGAGCGUGGAGAGCCUGAAGGCAGAGGUCUGUCCUUGGGAGGCUCAGGAGCUUGAAGCCACUGAUAAAGCAGAAAUCUGUCCCUGGGAGGCGGCUGCUCCACCAUUAAGUAAAGAGAAAUUAAGACAGGACAAAGAUGCUCUGUCCACAGCAAGCAAAAGCCCUUCUACAAGUCAUGGUCUCUUGAAAGAGAUUGGAGACAGCACGUCUGGAAAGAAGGAGAAAGCAAGCAGGGACCGUGAGUCUAUCUGUCCCUGGGAGACCCUGGGCACGGAGCAGCUCCCAGCAAAAUCCCGCGCUGGGAGCCCAGCGCUGCCCAAUUCACCUUCAAAGAAAUCCCAGAGCGUGGAGAGCCUGAAGGCAGAGGUCUGUCCUUGGGAGGCUCAGGAGCUUGAAGCCACUGAUAAAGCAGAAAUCUGCCCCUGGGAGACGGCUGCUCCACCAUUAAGUAAAGAGAAAUUAAGACAGGACAAAGAUGCUCUGUCCACAGCGAGCAAAAGCCCUUCUACAAGGCAAGGUCUCUGCAAAGAGAUUGGAGACAGCACGUCUGGAAAGAAGGAGAAAGCAAGCAGGGACCGUGAGUCUAUCUGUCCCUGGGAGAGCUUGGGCACAGAGCAGCUACCAGAAAAACCCCGUGCCAGGAGCCCAGUGCUGCCCAAAUCGCCUUCAAAGAAAUCCCAGAGCAUGGAGAGCCUGAAGGCAGAGGUCUGUCCUUGGGAGCUUGAAGCCACUGAUAAAGCAGAAAUCUGCCCCUGGGAGGUGGCUGCACCUCUGCUGGAAAAAGGAGCAGCCCCGGGUAAGACAAACCUCCCACCAAAAAAAGCAGGUGCCUCCAAACCACCAGAGAAGUGGAGCAGUGAGUGCGAGGCCAUCUGCCCCUGGGAGAGCCUGGGCACAGAGGAGCUCUCCCUGAAAACCACUACAGGGAAAGAGCCAUCCAAGAAGUCCGACAGCACAGAGAGCAGGAAAUCUGAUAUUUGCCCCUGGGAAGCGGUAGAGCCCACCGGCUCACAGAAGGGAAGCUUCAAACCCAGCGUCCACCCACAGGGAGCUGACAGAGCAUCCCCCAUUGGGAUGGGAAAGUCAAAGCUGGUGGCAGGAGCCGGCACCGUGUCUGCAACAGUCCUGCUGAAAAAAUCCAAGGGCAGAUCUGACGGCGAGGCUGAGCACAAGCCCCUGUGCCGCAUCCUGCCAGGCAUCCAGCCCCCACGGAGCCCCAGGGCAGAGCCACUGCCUCGGGGAGCGAGCACGGCUCCCACAGCAGGCAGCAGCCCCAGCCCAGACGCUAGCGUAGCUGAAGUUUGUCCCUGGGAAACAGAAGAGGCUCUGCCAGCAUCUGACAAGACCAACACAGACACGAGGAAAACCGCCGAGGUGUGUCCAUGGGAGGUGGAGAGCAUGGAUCCCACCCCGACCCUCCACGGGCAGGGCAGAGCUGGGACGAGCCCCCAAGAUGGAGACAGGGGUGUGAGUGAAACCAAAACCGAUGUCUGCCCAUGGGACCACGAAUAGCUCCCUCCGUCCAGCCACCAGCCAGGUACAGACACAGCUUUCAUGAACAGAAAGUCUCGAGCUGAAAGCUGCUGCCUACCUGCACAGCCUGGACAGGGACAGAAGUGUCCACCAAAGCCAACAGCAUGGCCACACUCCCAGCAGGCUCCAGUGGUGGCCAUCAACCAGCCAGGCUUGGGGACCAACGCAGCAAGGGGACAAUUAACAUCUGCCUUCAUCAAAGCACUCAAGCCAGGCAGUAGCCAACAAACGCCACCCGUCAUUUACCCACAGGUACUUGGUCCAAGCAGAGCACCCGAAUACAUUAAAAGACCCAUGCUGCCAGCCUCGCUCGCUUCCACCAACACAGCAGACACAAAGCUGCAGCUUGCUAGCUACAGACGCUCACCCACAAGCUCUCCAGUUGAAUGUCCUCCUGCCACGCUGGGAGGUUUGUGCCCUCCAGCACAUCGAGGAACGGCGCGCCCGGCACCCUGAAAUAUGCAGUCCCGCAGCCUCAGCAAGCUGGACACUGAAACAAGGGGAGAGUCAAACUAAGGGCAGCAACAAUGCGAUUGGGAGGAAAACAGCUUUCCAGAGUUCCUGCAGCCCAUCUGAUCUCCCCCAGCGCUGCUGUCAUCUCCAUUUUAAGCCAGGGUGGUUUCUGUAAGCACGGCUAGGACCAGGCAGGUUCCGAAGGCCUGGGAUAAAGAGCCGUUGCUCCCAGCCAGCCCCACGACACAUUUUGCUUCCUUGAUACAAAGUCAUUUAUUUUUAAAUGUCCUCUGAAGUCACUGAGCCAGCUACAGGACUUCCACAUACGCAAAGCAAACCCUUCUGCUCCCUUUCAGUCCAGCAAUGCCAGCCCAGUGCUUGAACACUGCGCUUUGGCGAUGCCCACCACCAUCUCUGUUCCAUCACCUGACCUGGGUGGGAUAAACCAACCUUCAGGCCACUCCACUGCUCUGCUUUUAGAAACCUCCACAUCCACAAAGGCUGAGAUAGGUAUUCCUGCUACUAACCUCCUCACUGACUAACUUCACGGCGCUGCUACACUGCUAACUCUUGCAGCAACUCAGCUGUAAAGGUGUUUGUCUUAACUAACAAUGCCACUAACUUUUCAAAGCACUUUGUUGUUAUUCGUUUCUUCUUCACUCGUACCGUGUGUGCAUGUGUGUCUGUUCAGCACGUGUGCAAACAUGCCCAGGGCUCACCUUCCCAUCACAGGAGAGGUUUUUCCAACACUUCCACUGGCACUAGCAAACCUCCACUUUUACAGCCCAUCUGUAGAAGCGCUGGAUGCCUUUUGUCAUCCCACAUGUCUACUUCUCCCUGUAUUUUCAAGACCCAUUCCUUUGGGGCAGAGAUGCAAACAGACUCCUGUAUGACAGAGAAGAUGCUGAGACCGCAGAGGCACUACGAUCUCCAGAGCAUCGGACAGGGGUCCUGGUUUGCCAUUACUCCAGCCCACCCACUCGCAAAUGCACAAGGGAAGGGAAGCGGCCAUAAGCAUGGGGAGAAGCGUCAGGGUCAGGAAGGCAGCACCUGGGAAACAAAGCCUCCAGUCUCCCCUGGUUUGUCCCUCGCUCCGCUUAGAUGGAAGCAAAUAAAAACAGCGACAGCAGAAGUGAAGGUUUUGGUUCUCCCUCUGAUCUCCACGCAAGGCCUGGGCUCAGGGCUCAUCCUGCUGUUACUUUGUCGUUUACUUCCACUCUCCUCAAAAAGUGGCGUUGCUGUAGUGUGCUGUCAGUGGUCUUCAGUGCUGAAUGUCAAACAAUCAUCCAAUUGUGUAAGGAAGUGUACAUACAGAAAAUAAAAAGUAUUAUCUACAGAGUG
Molecule: messenger RNA, 11012 nt
Organism: Harpia harpyja (harpy eagle)
Lineage: Eukaryota; Metazoa; Chordata; Aves; Accipitriformes; Accipitridae
Gene: GPR179
Product: G protein-coupled receptor 179
Exons: 11
Coding region: 210-9197 (2995 amino acids)
Biological process (GO): G protein-coupled receptor signaling pathway
Cellular component (GO): membrane
Molecular function (GO): G protein-coupled receptor activity
Source: RefSeq, a predicted model, not a curated record